This is a messenger RNA of Sorex araneus (European shrew), 2475 nucleotides long. RefSeq names its product aldo-keto reductase family 1 member D1 (gene AKR1D1). The record is from RefSeq and is a predicted model, not a curated record. Lineage: Eukaryota; Metazoa; Chordata; Mammalia; Eulipotyphla; Soricidae. Bases 16 to 996 code for a protein of 326 amino acids. Gene Ontology annotation, cellular component: cytosol. Gene Ontology annotation, biological process: bile acid biosynthetic process. The transcript has 9 exons. Gene Ontology annotation, molecular function: ketosteroid monooxygenase activity; steroid dehydrogenase activity; Delta4-3-oxosteroid 5beta-reductase activity.
CUGACUCUUUCCCAGAUGGAACUCAGUGCUGCCAAUCACCGAAUACCCCUCAAUGAUGGGAACAGCAUUCCUAUUAUUGGACUCGGUACCUACUCAGAUCCUAAAUCAACCCCUGCAGGGUCCUGCCUGACAGCAGUGAAGCUGGCUCUUGAUUUAGGGUACCGGCAUAUUGAUGGGGCCUACAUCUAUGGUAAUGAACAUGAAGUAGGCCAGGCCUUCAAGGAGAAGAUAGGAGAAGGAAAGCUGCAGAGAGAGGAUAUUUUCUACUGUGGAAAGUUGUGGUGUACAUAUUUCGAGCCAGAGAUGGUUCGUCCAUACCUGGAAAGGACACUCAAAUGUCUCCAGUUAGAUUAUGUGGAUCUUUAUAUCAUUGAACUACCCAUGGCUUUUAAGCCUGGAGAAAAUUUCUAUCCUAAAGAUGAAAAUGGCCAAUGGUUAUUUCACCAGACUGAUCUCUGUGCCACUUGGGAGGCGUUAGAAGCGUGCAAAGAUGCUGGCUUGGUGAAAUCCCUGGGAGUCUCCAAUUUUAACCGCCGACAGCUGGAACUCAUCCUUAACAAGCCGGGACUCAAAUAUAAGCCCGUCAGCAACCAGGUGGAAUGUCAUCCAUAUUUCACUCAGCCCAAACUCCUGAAGUUCUGCCGACAGCAUGACAUUGUCAUUGUUGCAUAUAGUCCUUUGGGAACUUCUAGGGAUCCAAGCUGGGUGAAUGUUUCUUCUCCACCUCUGUUAGAGGAUGCACUUCUAGUCUCCUUGGGGAAAAAGUACAAUAAGACAGUAGCCCAGAUCAUUCUGCGUUUUAACAUUCAGCGAGGAGUGGUUGUCAUUCCUAAAAGUUUUCACCCUGAAAGGAUCAAAGAAAACUUCCAGAUCUUUGACUUUUCGCUCAGUGAAGAAGACAUGAAGAGAAUUGAAGCGUUAAACAAAAAUGUCCGCUUUGUGGAAAUGCUCAUGUGGCAAGAUCAUCCUGAAUACCCAUUUAAAGAGGAAUACUAGCCUUAGAGAACUACUCUGACAACUACUCAGGGAACUCCUGGAUCUCCCUCUCACCGAUGCAGCACAAGGGGUGAGGUUAUGCCCCUGAACUGGGAAGACUGUCUUCUAAUGAGAUGGUGAUGGAAACAGACUUAAUUUUGUAUUGUAUGUGACUUUGAUUUCGCCACGCUUUUAAUGAAAUGUAUUUUAUUAACAUUAGUUUAUUAACUAUUUAAUAUACUUCGCCUGUGACUAUCUAUAAGUUAUCUAUAGUUUUUCUCCCUCUCGGAGAGCCCAGCAAGCUACCAAGAGUAUCCUACCCACAAGGCAGAGCCUGGUAAGCUCCCCGUGGCAUAUUCAAUAUAUGCCAAAUAUAUUAACAGCAAGUCUCACAACGGAGACCUUACUGGUGCCUGCUCGAGCAAAUUGAUAAACAAUGGGAUGACAGUGCUACAGUGCAGUGCUAUCUGUAGUUUACCAGAUGAUAUUUUAUGAGCUCAAUGUCUUCUGAGUUAUAGGCAGAAAACCAUCAGACUUUAGAAAAGACUUCUCAGGCAACAUUUAAAGCGCAUGACUCAUGAAUCUGCGUACUGGCUAUGUCAUCCACUUUACUUAGCAGUUAACGGGACAACAAAGAGAUGGGGCGUCAGUGGGCACAGGGCCUGGACAGUUUGAAUAUAGACUCUAUUACAGAUGCAGCGGCAAUGAAGACACACCCUUCCAUUUUUAACAAGCAAGUUGUUUGUUCUACCUUGAGUAGAGAGACUGUCUAGGAAAGUCAAAACGAAGCUAAUUAAACACCUCACUGGUCAACAAAGCUAUAAUGAUUUUGUUAUUUGUUGCCAUCUGACGUGUUUACCUUUUGCCCUUCUCGAGGGCUGGGUAAUUGAUGGUCUCUCAUGCAUCAAAGAGUCUGAGCUCCGGCAUAGCUGGUGAUUCAUAUGUCCGCUGCCUGCUUGUGCCCCAUUCAUCAUACGACUAUCAUUAAUGCAGAGUGGCUGGAGACAACCAGAACAGGCAAAGAAAAUGCUACAGCAUAAGCAUGACCAUUUUAAAGAUGAGAUUUAAACGGAGAUUUUAGAAAACACACGGGAAGCAGCUUAUUCAAACCAUGAUGCCUUAAAAUAUACCUUAAAAACAUAAUCGGGAUAACUGUAAAUUUUGAGAAAGUAUCAAGUGGAAAGAAUGCUAGAAAUUUUUACCUUACGUAAAAAUUUUCAGUGAAUAAGAUGAUAACUAGAAUUCUUUGACAGAGAUGUACCUAUUUUCAAUUAAAAAUAGGACAAUAUACUUGAUCCAUUCACACUAGAGCUCUCUCAUGGAGCAAGAAAAUGACUCAAAAUUAUAUGCCCAACACCAAUUGCUUUCAGAUAAUCUUCAAUGCCCUGAAAACACAUUUCUGAGAAAUUAUUAUAUAAGAAAAUAUUGUAUGUAUUGUUUUCACUGAUUUCAAUAUUACUACUUGUAAUGCUGUUCUCUGAAAAAUAUUUUGGUCACAAG